CAAGGCACCCUUUAAAAUUAUGGACAGUCCUGAGGCACACCUUUAAAAUUAUGGACAGUCUUGAGACACCCCAUUUUAGAAUGGGGUGCCUCAAGACUGUCCAUAAUUUUAAAGGGUACCUCGGGACUGUCCAUAAUUGUAAAAGGGCACCCCAUUCUAAAUGAGAAAAACUAUUCUAAUAGUUUAAUAUAAUGCAGCAACAUCCACACACAUAGGACACCCAACGCACCCUUUAAAAUUAUGGACAGUCCCCAGGCACCCUUUGAAAUUAUGGACAGUCCUGAGGUACCCUUUAAAAUUAUGGACAGUCUUGAGGCAUCCUUUAAAAUUAUGGACAGUCCCCAGGCACCCUUUAAAAUUAUGGACAGUCUUGAGGCACCCUUUAAAAUUAUGGACAGUCCCGAGGCACCCUUUAAAAUUAUGGUCAGUCUUGAGGCACCCCAUUCUAAAAUG
Molecule: messenger RNA, 453 nt
Organism: Staurois parvus
Lineage: Eukaryota; Metazoa; Chordata; Amphibia; Anura; Ranidae
Source: the annotation of a GenBank genome assembly